Adineta ricciae is the source of this 1323-nucleotide messenger RNA. The record is from the annotation of a GenBank genome assembly. Lineage: Eukaryota; Metazoa; Rotifera; Eurotatoria; Adinetida; Adinetidae.
AUGGAAAACGUUAAGAUAACAAAAGUAAAACGAAUAUCACCUGCUUGUACUACAUCACUUUCAAUUAAAUCGGCUAAUCAUGGUGAUGAGCCGAGUGUGAUAUUUGAUACAUGUUCACAAAAGAACUUCGAACGAUCACUGACGCCUAAGACACCAGAACAACGAUCAGCACCAUUUACACGAGAUUUUAGUGCAGUUCACGUAAAACGGAUUGCCAGUGCACCUAAUACUCCUAAUUGUUAUGCCAAAUCAUCAAAGACAGAUAAUGAAUCAAAUAAAUAUCGAUUUAAUGAUAUAAAUGUUCAACGUGUAUCUACUGCAAUGUUGAAUAACACUGAAUUUAAUGGCGGUACAAAAUCUUGUGAUAGUGAAUCGAGUAAAUCGGAUCUAUUCAGUCGAUCAUUAUCUCCUACAAGCAUUUCGGAUACGAUCUCUAUAUCCACGCCUCCGCUAACAAAUAAUCUCUCAAAAGCUGACUUAUUACGCAAAAAUGAUAAACCAGCGAAGAAACAGAGUAAAAGUUCUGCUGAUGAUAAUUGUUCAUUGCCUAGUGAAUCUGAACAUGGAACAGUUGAAAGAUUUCAUCGAGAAAAACGUCGAAAAAAAAGAAAUAUUUCACGAUCAAUUUGCCGAUUGCUCAUGUGUUUACUUUGUCUUGCUCUGUUAGCUGGUGCGAUCGCUACAGCUCUUGUUUUAACUUUAUUUCACAAACCGACAACGCUUACAAGUUCAACAACAACAGCAACGACAGCAACAACAGCAACAACAACAACAACAGUAACAUCUACAAGUUCAACUUCUGCAACAACAACAACUACUUCUGAUACAACGACUACUACUACAAUUGCUUGUAACUUUACUAAUGUCGGACCAUUACAAGCUUUUGAUACUUCAGCACCAACAACAUGGACAUCAUAUUCCGCUACAUUUGUAGCAACAUCAAAUUUCACAAGUAUUCGAUUUAGUUCAGCAACAGCUCAAGCUAAUAAAGACUGGUACGUUGAUAAUGUUUCUGUUAUUGAAAAUGGUGGUGCAGGUACCAAUCUAUUACUUAAUGGAGAUUUUGAGAGUGGUCCGUCGGUCGGAUGGGUGAUAUAUUCAUGUUCUAGUACAUGUUCUGCUUCAAUAAUAUCGUCAACAAACUGUGAGGGUGGUUAUGGCUCUUGUUAUCAUAAUUUAUGUACACCAUCCACUAAUAUACAGUUUCUCGAACAAUAUUUUACUACAACAAUUGGUGCAACAUAUAAUGUUACCUUUUCAGUACUCAAAGGUGGAUCAGGAUUAGGUUCAGGCACUGCGAUGUAUGUGAACGUUAUUUCAUAG